AAAUGAGCAACUUUCUAUCAGAAAAGCCCUUUUAACUUCAACCUUAAAUUGGAAUGCCCUUAAAUUCUCCUACUAAUAAGAAAUAGAAACAAAAACGAAUAGAGUAACUACAGGAAAAGAGAAUAAUGAGUUUCUUGAGGUGUCUCUUAGGUGGUUUUCUUCUUGCAAUUGUGCUUUCUGUAUCUAAUGGAGACCCCUUGGUUCCAGCAUUGUGCAUCUUUGGUGACUCUGUAGUUGAUGUUGGAAAUAAUAACAACUUAAGCACUCUCAUCAAGGCAAAUUUUCCACCUUAUGGAAGAGAUUUCGUUACCCACAGACCCACCGGAAGGUUCUGCAACGGAAAACUGGCCACAGACUUCACUGCUGAAUAUCUUGGGUUCACUUCAUACCCACCGGCUUACCUGAGCCGAGAAGCUAGAGGGCAAAGAAUUCUCACUGGUGUCAACUUUGCCUCUGCUGCUUCUGGUUAUUAUAAUGUGACUGCUCGACUCUUUUGUGCUCUAACGCUGCCACAUCAACUAAAAUAUUACAGGUUGUGGCAAAGAAAAAUAGUGAAUCUGGUAGGGAGGACCCAGGCUACUAACAUUUUCUCAGGAGGAAUACAUCUUAUAAAUGCAGGAAGCAGUGAUUUCAUUCAAAACUAUUAUAUAAAUCCACUACUGAACAGACACUACUCACCUGAUGAAUUCUCAGAUAUCCUCAUGCAGUCUUACUCUUCAUUUGUUCAGGAUAAGGGUGGAUGUGGCUAUUUUAAAUGGAUUGAUCCAUCUCUAGAGGUUGAGCUUUUGAAGGAGAAGCUUAAAGAGGUUGAAGAAGAGAGGGAUACAUUGAAAUAUAAAAUGAAGGAACUUGGAGGCAAGUAUGAUUCAUUGAAACAAAAAUUGAAGGAAAUUAAGGAAGAGAGGGACUGUGCAAAAGCCAAAUUCAAAAGGCUUGUCGUUGUUAUUCUAUGUUUUUUACUUGCAAAAAUUAUCUUUGAGUAGUCUAAUUGUUUCCUAGUUACUGUUUGUAAUGUUCCUAUAAAAAUUUUCUUCUAUGUUUGUAGUAAUGUUUUGGUUAUUAGAUUUUGUGAAUUACUUGGCUUGUGUUUGGCGUUGUGAAUUUGUCGCAAAUAUGACAUGAAUAUAAAUCAGCAAAGAAACAUA
Molecule: messenger RNA, 1145 nt
Organism: Lycium barbarum (goji berry)
Lineage: Eukaryota; Viridiplantae; Streptophyta; Magnoliopsida; Solanales; Solanaceae
Product: GDSL esterase/lipase At5g22810-like
Exons: 4
Coding region: 126-983 (285 amino acids)
Molecular function (GO): hydrolase activity, acting on ester bonds
Source: RefSeq, a predicted model, not a curated record